Coffea arabica (coffee) is the source of this 2642-nucleotide messenger RNA. The record is from RefSeq and is a predicted model, not a curated record. Lineage: Eukaryota; Viridiplantae; Streptophyta; Magnoliopsida; Gentianales; Rubiaceae.
AAGUCGAAAACCGUAGCUAAGCGAUCGACAAAGAAGUACUUAGAGGAAGCGCUUUACAGAAAGCUCCUGAAAGGCGGGAGCGAAGAAGAAAGCGUGAGGCAACAGCUGAACGAGUUCUUGAAAUCCCAUAAGUCCGCAUAUAAAUGGGAGGCGGAUCAUUCCCUCAAGCUCCUCCGACAACGCAAGCUCUAUGGCCCUGCCCUCAAGGUCUCUUCCUUCGUUUCCUUAAGCCCUAUACCCUGUAACUCCGCUUCUGUAAAAUGAUUCUUCUAUGCAUCCUUGAUUUGGAGGAUAUAAGAAAUGGUUGCAGGAAAUUUUUUUUUUUUUGUGAGUUGCAUUGCAUUUCUUGUAUGUGGGUUCUCUCAGUGUCGGUUUAAUUCUCAUUUGGGUCAGUAAAAGUAGGGAACUUUAGGAUCAAUUGGUGAUGGUGAUUAUGACAGUUGGGAUUAGGUGUAGUAAGAAGGCAGUUAUUUUACUUUUCCUUGGAGUAUAUGCCGUUGAAUAAAUGCUAGAUAUGUUGGUUGAGAAAAAGUUAUCAUUUUUGUUGGGCAUUGCUUUGUAGGUUUUAUAUUGAAGAACAAAUUUUUAAUUGGUAAAAGAGAGAGGGGGAAAUUGUUUUGGCAUUUUUUGGUUGAUAGGUUUUCAAACACAACUGUGGAAUUACUCAUUAGGAAAUGUAAGGCUGGUGCUCGGAUAGUCUGGUUAUAGGUUCUGAAUUAGCUACACAUCAAAUUUCCCGUCUUGUUGCAGCGCCUACUCUGCUACAUCUUCCUCCAAUUGUUGCCAUGGAAACAUAAAAAGCUGGUCUCAGCUUUUAACCUUCAUGCAAAAGGGGGUAAACAAUCUUUCAGGCUCAGACUUCCAGUGUGGUUAUCAGCUAGGCCCGACUAUCAUAUAUUUCAUGGUAUCAAUAGCCCGUUUUCUUGGGAGUUGCGUUUAACAAUGUUGCUUCUUGUACUAGGAAGUGCAGCCAAUGGAAAAGAAAACGAAUUAGUGUUCCUGCAAGCCUGUGUCCCAAGCUGUCAGAAAGUAUGACAAAGAGGGGAAUGAACAAGACGGUUAGUGAUCAAGCUAUACAUAUCGAUCUUAUUGCAAAAGUUAGAGGGAUUGCAUCAGCAGAAACAUACUUCAUCAAUUUGCCUGAAGCAUCAAAGAAUCAUUUAACUUAUGGUGCUCUUUUGAACUGUUACUGUAAAGCCUUGAUGAUUGACAAAGCAGAGGCUCUAAUGGAUAAGAUGAAGGAACUUAAUUUAUCAUUAACCUCAAUGCCCUAUAACAGCUUGAUGACCCUGUACACAAAAAUUGGGCAGCCUGAGAAAAUCCCAUCCAUAAUCCAAGAGAUGAAAGCUAGUGACAUUUUGCCUGAUUCUUAUACCUAUAAUGUCUGGAUGAGGGCUCUUGCUGCUGAAAAUGAUAUUACUGGGGUGGAGAGGGUCAUUGACGAGAUGAAGAGGGAUGGUCGAGUCUCUGGAGAUUGGACAACAUAUAGCAACCUGGCAUCAAUUUACGCUGAUGCAGGCUUGUUUGAUAAAGCAGAGAAGGCACUCAAAGAAUUGGAGAAGAAAAAUGCUCGCCGAGAUCUUUCUGCAUACCAGUUCUUGAUCACAUUAUACGGCCGCACUGGAAAUCUGCUCGAAGUUUAUCGUGUGUGGCGGUCUUUAAGGCUGGCUUUUCCUAAGACAGCAAAUAUAAGCUAUCUGAAUAUGAUUCAAGUGUUGGUUAACCUCAAUGAUUUACCAGGUGCUGAAAAAUGUUUCAGGGAGUGGGAAUCUGGCCACCCAGCUUAUGAUAUUCGUAUUGCAAACGUCCUUAUAGGAGCUUAUGCUAAACAAGGUUCAUUGAAGAAGGCUGAAGAGCUAAAGGAACGAGCCAGGAGGAGUGGGGCCAAGGCUAAUGCUAAAACUUGGGAGAUUUUCCUUGAUUACUAUCUCAGAAAUGGGGAGAUCAAACCAGCCGUAGAGUGUGUCGAGAAUGCAAUUAUAACUGGUAGAGGAGAUGGUUCUAAGUGGAUCCCAUCCUCCACAGUUGUAAGAGAACUUAUGGAACAUUUUGAGAAAAAGAAGGAUGUUGAAGGUGCGGAAGGUUUUGUGGAGAUUUUGAAGAAGGCUGUGGAUGAAUUGGGUGUUGAUGUGUUCGAAUCAUUGCUUAGGACAUAUGCAGCUGCUGGAAGAACUAGUCCUAUCAUGCGCCGGCGGAUCAAGAUGGAGAAUGUGGAAUUAAGUGAGCAAGGUAGGAAGCUGCUAGAUGGCAUCUCUGUGGAGUGACAGCUUUCACGUAUAAUUUUCUCAUAGAAUGUUACCUGAAGAGGUGAGGGAAAGGAUUUGCAUUUCAACUUCUUAUCAAAUAGCUGAUGUCUAAGAUGUCAGCUUAGAUGCUGAUUUUUUGGAGGAGGACAUUUGUAGGACUUCUUUCCUUGGGCACUGGGGCCUCUGGAUGCUUAGAGAAUUCUUGGAAACUUUAUGGAGCUACAGAACAGCAAUUCAGUGACAUAAAAUAAACAGCUUUUGGCGAUGUAUUUUUGGUAGCUACAUCUGUAUUGACAUCUGAAGGUUCUGCCCAGUUGAAAUGGCCUUCAGAAGGAAAAUGGAAACAUGUUUCGAACGAACACAAUUACUUUAACAUGGAUUUAUUUUGGGGAUUCA